AUGACAAAGAAAUUAGCAAUUAUAGGUGCAGGACCAGGUGGGUUAGCAACGGCCCGUGUUUUCCUGGAAAACACUUCUGACUACGAUAUCACCAUUUUUGAAAAGAAUGCAGGUGUAGGUGGGUUAUGGUAUUAUCCUGAAAAUGACAGGAAUGGCAGAGUUAUGUAUGACAAUUUGGAAACAAACUUGGAUAAAAGAUUGAUGCAGUUCAGUGGUUUUCCCUUCGAGGAAAAGGUACGUAAAUUCCCAUUGAGACAAGAUGUUUGGAAAUAUUUAGAAGAUUAUUACCAGACUUUUAUUGCCAAGAAUGGUAGAGUACAUUUACAUUUCAAUACUGAAGUUAAAAGUUUGGAAAAGGCCAAUGAUUGGAUCGUUAAGACCAUUGAAGUAAAUGAUAAUAAUAAUAAAGAUAAGGUUGAGAAAGUUUAUGAUUUUGAUUACGUUGUGGUUGCCAAUGGUCAUUUUACUGUUCCAUUUUUCCCCAAGCCAGUACCAGGAUUCAAGGAAUGGUUGGAAAACAAAGCUGUCUUGCAUGCAAGCGAAUUCCAAAAUGGGUUAUUUGCCAAAGGUAAGAAUGUUGUUGUUGUUGGAAAUGGAAGUUCCGGUACUGAUAUUGCCAACCAACUUUCCACAUUGUCGGACAAGGUUUACAAUAGUAUCAACAAGGAAGUUGUCUCUGAGGAGGAUCAUUCACCAGAUGAUUUAUUCAAAACAAUCCCCAGAAUCCAAAGUGUGGAUUGGAGCAAACACAGUGUUACAUUGGUGGAUGGUGAGGUCAUUGAAGGAAUUGAUUAUUUACUAUAUGCGACCGGUUACUAUUACGAUUUCCCAUUUGUCUUGGAGCCUGAAAAGAGAGCUGCAUUACUCGGUAACGAAACCGAACAACAUUCAUUACAUGUUGGCAGUCUAUGGAAACAAUUAAUCUAUGCUAAAGAUUCCUCUUUGGCAUUUUCGUUGAUUCCAUUGGGUAUUGUCCCAUUCCCGCUAGCCGAAUUGCAAGCCUCAGUGAUUGCCAAAGUAUUUAACGGGAAAAUCAAGGUGAAUCCCGAUUCCAAGAAUGAAACCAAUAAGAAAUACGACACCGGGGAAGAUAUUGCUUAUUACAGGGACUUACAAUCCAUCCUGGACAAGAAUGGUGGUGCUGAGGACCCAUUGCAACCGGUGAAAUGGGACGCUGCCCUGGAAAAGCUCAGAUACGACAGUGCCAACGAUAAAGUGGAGAGAAACAAAAUCCUAUUCCACUAUGCCGCCCAACUCAGGAGACAACACGAACCAUAUGGGAUCCCAGACGUGACUUACACUGCCUCCAAGUUAUAG
Naumovozyma castellii is the source of this 1317-nucleotide messenger RNA. RefSeq names its product N,N-dimethylaniline monooxygenase (gene FMO1). Bases 1 to 1317 code for a protein of 438 amino acids. The record is from RefSeq and is a predicted model, not a curated record. The transcript has a single exon. Lineage: Eukaryota; Fungi; Ascomycota; Saccharomycetes; Saccharomycetales; Saccharomycetaceae.